Messenger RNA from Paramuricea clavata, 320 nucleotides. The record is from the annotation of a GenBank genome assembly. NCBI's taxonomy places the organism in Eukaryota, Metazoa, Cnidaria, Anthozoa, Malacalcyonacea, Plexauridae.
AAGAAAAAGCCGAUGCUUUGGACAGGUAUUUCGCCUCAAUCUUUCGUUCCAAUAUCCUAAAUUCUCACAGUCCUCCUCUUUCAGCAUACAGUCAGAAUGCUCUUGAUUCCAUUUCUGUGUCAACCGAAGAUGUGAAUAAUCUCUUCAUGUGUCAAGCCUCCCUAAGCUCUACCGACAAAGCUAUCGGACCUGAUAGAUUGUUGAAAGAAUGUUCAGACGAAAUUACCCCAUCUUUAACAGCGCGCGCUCUUCAACAGGGCACUUUGACGUUGCAAAGUUCCUCAGGAAUGAAAGGCAGCCAACGUUGUUCUGGUUCAUAA